ACGUCACAAUGCCUGCUCUGUGAUUGGUCCGAUUCGCAGCUCGUAUUCAGCAUGGCGGCUCCUGACCCAGAGACCAACUAAUCGCCAUUAUGCCAGCUUUUCGACAGGUUGGGGAGAAACAGUUGCCCAAUGAAAUACUUUGUAUGGUGUGGUCCCCUAAACGGGACCUUAUUGCACUUGCUAACAAAGCUGGAGAGGUUUUGCUUCACCGACUUGCCCACUUUCAGCGUGUGUGGAGUUUGGCUCCUAAUGAAAACACAGGGAAAGAAGUAACCUCAUUAGCGUGGAGGCCUGAUGGAAAAGUUUUGGCCUUUAGUCUUGCAGAUACUCGACGAAUUGUACUGUGUGAUGUAGAAAAAGCAGAAAUUCUGCAUUUUUUUACAUUGGAAAAUGUUGUGACUUGUAUGCACUGGACCGAGGUGACAGAUCAGCAAAGUGCAACCUCAUCAUUUAAUUCAGUGGAUGAAGAAGGAAGCCUUUUCUUGCCUAAAUUACCUGCACUGCCAAAAAGUUACAGUACUUCUGCAAAGAUUUUCAGUGAAGAAAAGUCAGAUGAGAUCACAAAGCUUUUAGGUGAUAAAAGGCUGAAUGCCCUUGUUCUAGGGGGGGAUUCUGGUUUCAUUGAAUUAUAUGCCUAUGGAAUGUACAAGAUUGCAACAGUGACCCAGGUUGCAGGCUGCUGUCUGGAUCUCUGCUUUUCCAGUGACCUGAAAUCUUUGUGCGUAAUCACAAAAAUUCAACUUUCCACAGAAACUGAGCCAACCAUCACCUAUUUUCAGUUGGACACUGCUUUGCUGUCAAAUUGUUUACCUGAAGUAACACGAAUGGCACGAAAAUUUACUCAUAUUUCAACACUUCUCCAGUACCAAAAGCUGUCUUUGGCUUGUAUGUGUGAAGCAUGGGAGGAUAUUUUAAUGCAGAUGGAUCUAAGACUGACUACGUUUGUACAGGAAAAAAAUACAAAAACUUCAGUGCAAGAAGAAUUCAUGCAACUACUAAUGUGGGGUAAAGCAAGUCCAGAGCUCCAGUCUUUGUUGAUGAACCAGUUAACAGUUAAGGGUCUAAAGAAACUGGGCCAGUCCAUAGAAUCGUCCUAUUCCACUAUUCAGAAACUGGUCAUUAGUCAUUUACAAAGUGGCUCAGAAGCUCUUCUGUAUCAUUUAAGCGAGUUAAAAGGAAUGGCAAUGUGGAAACAGAAAUACCAACCUUUAGGAUUGGAUGUAUCAGCAAUAGAAGAUGCCAUAAAUGCUGUGGGAGGAUUUAUACUAAAAGCAAAUGAACUCUUACAAGUUAUAGACAAUAGUAUGAAAAACUUCAAAGCUUUUUUUCGAUGGCUCUACGCAGCAAUGUUGAGGAUGUCUGAUGAUCACGUUUUGCCAGAACUCAAUAAGAUGACACACAGAGACGUGGCUUUUGUUGCUGACUUCCUAUCUGAGCAUUUUAAAGAGGCACCAGAACUUUAUGAUCAAAAGGGGCAGUACUUUAACGUGGAGAGAGUCGGCCAGUAUUUAAAAGAUGAAGAUGAUGAUCUGGUAACUCCUCCAGAGACGGAAGGAAACCCUUGGUUUUCUUUCUUACAGAACAGUAUCCAUCUUAAAGAAAGCCCUUUGUUGUUUCCUUACCAUCCCAAGAAGUCAUUACAUUAUGUUAAAAGACGAGUGCAAGAACAGAUUGACAUUUGCCUACAAAAACCGUCUGAAGUCAUUGGAAAAUCUGUUAGUCAAGUUGUCUAUAUGCCUCUCUACAGGUUAUAUCCAAGUGAGGGUACAGUACCUAGAUUUGCAUUACCGUCAUUCUGGAAUGAUAAGUCUUCAAAUCUACAGUAUAUUGUAUUCACAAUGCACACAGGGAUGUCCUCUAGAAUCUACAUUAUGAGAAGACCAACAGACCUAUCAAGGUCUAUUUCCAACUGGCUGCUGGCUGUGGAAUUUGGAGACUUUUUGUGUAGUAGUAGGAAUGAAACUAAGAAGGAAAGCCAGUUCCACUUUUUGGAUGUUGGCUUUUACGAUGAUGAAAUGCUGACAGUGUUACUGAAGGAGCAAGUAGGAGGAGAAGAGAAAGGUCGAAUUUUGGCACAGCUGCCAUUGUCAUCAAUUUACAUGAGUGAGCAGACAGAGGAGGAAUUCAGAUUGGAUGUUGGUAAAAGGCUGGGUGAGCAGGUUAAUCAAAUUCCUGUUCAGACAGUAACUCUUGAAAAUCAGUGCCGAACCUUAGAAAACAUGAAAGCGCAGUACAUCGCUGCAAAUGGUAUCCGCAAAGUGUCCUGUGUGCUUAGUUCAAAUUUGCGACAUGUACGUGUUUUUGAAAUGGAUGUAGAAGAUGAUGGAGAAGUGGAUGAAGAAGAGGAAGAACCAGAUUCUCAAGAUAUCAGUGGGCUGAAGGAAGAUAUGGAAGAGACCUUGGACACUUUGGUUGGUCCUGAGAACAGUGGAGCUGCUGCUGUUGAAAACCCUGCUUUGCCUGAAGAUGAUGCUUCCAGCCUGGAGUCUGUGCCUGGAAACUGGACUUAGCUUGUUCAGUUUCUGCCAAAAUUCAUUCGACAGCAAGAGACUAAGUUCAGUCUGAUCCAAACUCCAACCUGCCCUACUCUCUCCCUGGUAUAGAUCUAAAUAUACUUUAGGGGUGAAUUGAGUGCAGCUCAGUAAGUAUUGAAUCAGUACUGGCUUAUGCACUUUGCUGUGAAUUUGACUACAUCUAAAACUCCCAGAAUCAAAGUCUCCUCAGGUUGUAAGGAUCUUAGGUGUCAUAAGUUUGGCUUGUUCAACAGAGAUCCUUGUGGCUCAGAUAUGCCCCAGAUUUAAAACCAAAUGGGGAAUCUCACAAGAACCAAAAUGAUAAUUAUGUGAGAAGUGGAAAUGUCAUUGAGGAAAUAAGGGGAUAAGAUGCAUAUCCAUUUACCAGACAGGUUUGAUAUAUUUGAGCCGGUAAGGUCAGUUUUGGAGCAAAAUAAAGGAAGAUUUAUUAUCGAUCUCUCUAUGUCAUGGGAGUGCUUGAUGUUGUCAGUGUCUUUAAAAAGUCCUUACGCUUUUAAUGAGCAUGAAAACAUAUUAAACGAAAAAGUACUCUUACAUAAACCUGCUUGACCAAUGCUUAUUAAGUUGUACAGGAAAAAACGAAAUGAAAACAAACCAUGGUUCCACUGUUGAAUUAUAUUGUACUCAAUCACCCCCCCCACAUCCCUUUAUAAUACUGCAAAUUGUUUAUAAUUCGUUUACCAACACAUUUUCUUCACAAUGUAAAAUACUAUUUGGUUUCAUAUUUGGUGUGCAAUUGCUGCCUUUAUCACACAGUGCUUUUCUCCAUACAUAAUUGCAACUAUGGAAUCAUAAAAAUUACAGCACAAGAGGUCAUUGCAAAUGCACUGGAUAUGCGGUAUUUUGUAAUGAUUUUGUAGUAUUUUGUACAAGUGAUGCUGUUUGUCGCUAUAUACAAUAUAAAUGUUUGUGUUAUUGAGAAUUGUAUCUGA
Messenger RNA from Callorhinchus milii (elephant shark), 3466 nucleotides. It is a transcript of the gene anapc4, whose product is annotated as anaphase promoting complex subunit 4. Bases 90 to 2510 code for a protein of 806 amino acids. Gene Ontology annotation, molecular function: protein binding. Lineage: Eukaryota; Metazoa; Chordata; Chondrichthyes; Chimaeriformes; Callorhinchidae. Gene Ontology annotation, cellular component: nuclear periphery; anaphase-promoting complex. Gene Ontology annotation, biological process: positive regulation of mitotic metaphase/anaphase transition; protein K11-linked ubiquitination; anaphase-promoting complex-dependent catabolic process. The record is from RefSeq and is a predicted model, not a curated record. The transcript is spliced from 29 exons.